AUGUACCUCGCCGCCGCCGCUAGCUACAAAGACCACCCAGUGGUAGCCUCGCACUCCCGUCUCCAGUGGCCUGCUCCCGCCUUCGGCGACCUCAACUCUCGGCCCACCGCGCCCGUCUACCUAGCACCGCCGCCAACCAGAACCUCCGGCACGGCCCAGUCACCGCCAGGCACCAUGCGGAGCCCAGUUAGUUGUCGGGACCCUGCCACACUGCACAUGCGCAGACCUCCAUAUGCACUACCAGAAUGCCACGUCACUGCGCCACGUCAUCUGUAUGGUAGCACAAUCAUCUGCCCAGUCAGCAGUCCAUACAGUACAGAUGCCCAGUCAGCAGGGAGGCAAAGUUCUCCGGAUAUUGAAGGAGCAACGGAACUCCGUGGGCCAGAAGAUUUUGACUUCAAGAUACUGAAAAAGGCAACUAACGAUUUUGAUCAAGCAAAUAAGCUUGGAGAAGGAGGGUUUGGUGAAGUAUUUAAGGGUACGUUGAAAAGUGGCAAAGUUGUGGCUGUUAAGAAGCUGACAUUAGGUCACUCUGCCCGUGCAAUUUCUGAAUUCGAAAGCGAAGUGAGACUCAUUUCCAAUGUUCAUCACAGAAAUCUUGUGCGUUUAGUCGGAUGUUGCAGACAAGGCCAAGAAAGGCUCCUGAUUUAUGAGUACAUGCCCAAUACCAGCCUUGACAGAAUAUUAUUUGGAAAAAAUAAAAGACUUCUGAGUUGGAAGGAAAGGUUCAACAUUAUCCUGGGCACUGCUCGUGGUCUGGCCUAUCUCCAUGAGGAAUUCCAUGUCUGUAUCAUCCAUCGUGAUAUUAAAUCAAGCAAUAUAUUACUUGACAACAACUUUCAGGCGAAAAUAGCAGAUUUUGGGCUGGCAAGACUUCUUCCAAAUGAUAAAACUCAUGUUAGCACAAGAUUUGCAGGAACACUAGGAUACACAGCUCCUGAAUACGCUAACCGUGGGCAAUUAACAGAGAAAGCUGACACCUAUAGCUUUGGUGUGGUGGUUCUUGAAAUUGUCAGUGGUAGAAAAACCAUUGACUUGAAGCAACCACCUCAUAUGCAGUAUCUUCUUCAAUGGGUUUGGAGCCUAUACGAAGAUAACAAGGUUUUAGAGGUGGUAGAAUGUGAAAAGGAGAUGGAAGGGUAUAGCGAAGAAGAGGUUUUAAGGGUGAUAAACCUUGCGCUUCUAUGCAUACAAGCUUCCAUCAGACAAAGACCAUCAAUGUCUGAGGUUGUGACAAUACUGUUAUCUAACGAUGAGAUUGAAUUUCAAAAACUUCUACAACCAUCAUUUGUAGACAUGGGUAACAAAGCAAAUGGACAAUGUUCCAAUUCUGGCACAUCUUCAUCUCAACCUAAUGCAACGAUUACAGAAUCCCUUAAUGCUCUUUAA
This is a messenger RNA of Cryptomeria japonica (Japanese cedar), 1389 nucleotides long. RefSeq names its product cold-responsive protein kinase 1-like. Gene Ontology annotation, molecular function: protein kinase activity; ATP binding. Gene Ontology annotation, biological process: protein phosphorylation. The transcript has 6 exons. Bases 1 to 1389 code for a protein of 462 amino acids. NCBI's taxonomy places the organism in Eukaryota, Viridiplantae, Streptophyta, Pinopsida, Cupressales, Cupressaceae. The record is from RefSeq and is a predicted model, not a curated record.